This is a messenger RNA of Lachancea meyersii CBS 8951, 1329 nucleotides long. NCBI's taxonomy places the organism in Eukaryota, Fungi, Ascomycota, Saccharomycetes, Saccharomycetales, Saccharomycetaceae. The record is from the annotation of a GenBank genome assembly.
AUGGUAUCCAAGAAGACCAAGAAAAAUAGCGGGAGCUCUAAGAGGAGCGACGCGGAAGUCGGUGGUAGUUCCAACCGUCAAGAUGCGGUCAAAACUGAUCAAAAAACGGGCCAAAAAGCAGGUCAGGACGAUGCAAAAUUGCAGAAAGACACUAAAAGAUACAACUUCGUGGUGCGUACGGUGUGGACUUUCAUCAUGAUCAGUGGGUUUUUCAUCACGCUGGCGUCAGGUCAUUUCUGGUGUGUGCUGCUGAUCCUGGCAUGCCAAAUUGCAGCGUUCAAAGAGUGUAUUCGAGUGACGUCGAUUUCGAGUCGCGAGAAAAACCUGCCGUUGACGCGAACACUGAACUGGUACCUGCUGUUCACGACCAUUUACUAUCUGGACGGACGGUCGAUCUUCAAGUUUUUCCAGUACUACUUUAUUCAUUACCGGGUGCUGAACCUGGUGUCGACCAACCAUUUGUUCAUCUGCUAUUGUCUGUACGUGCUUGGAUUUGUGUUCUUCGUGUGCAGUCUCCGUAAGGGUCAUCUGAAGUUCCAGUUCGGCUCGCUGUGUGUGACACACAUGGUUCUGCUGUUGGUGGUGUUCCAGGCGCAUCUCGUGAUUAACAACGUCUUGAAUGGAUUGAUUUGGUUCCUGCUGCCCUGUGGGCUUGUGAUCGUCAACGACAUUUUUGCAUACCUGUGCGGAAUCACAUUCGGCCGCACCAAGCUGAUCGAGAUCUCGCCCAAGAAAACGCUGGAAGGGUUCUUGGGUGCUUGGAUUUUCACCGGAAUCGCCAGUGUGCUGCUCACGCGGCUGCUAACUCCCUUCACUUACAUGACUUGCCCUGUAAAAGACAUCAACACCAACUUUUUCACGCCGCUAACCUGCGACUUGAACCCAGUCUUUCUGCCGCAGGACUAUAGAUUGCCUCCCAUUGUGUUUGAGAAAUUUGGGGUCAGCACUAUCACCAUGAAGCCUAUUUAUUUGCACGCGCUAAACCUAGCGACCUUUGCAUCGUUGUUUGCACCCUUUGGAGGAUUUUUUGCUUCGGGUCUAAAAAGAACUUUCAAAGUCAAAGACUUUGGUCAAUCGAUUCCCGGCCACGGCGGUAUCACCGACAGGGUCGAUUGUCAAUUUCUCAUGGGGUCCUUCAUGAACCUGUACUACGAAACUUUCAUCAGCGAAAAGAGAAUCACGGUUGAAACUGUGAUCUCAACCAUCUUACUAAACUUCAAUGAAAGACAGAUCUUGGAACUCAUCAAAAUUCUGAACGAGGUCCUGUACAGUAAUGGAUUCAUUAGUGAUAAAGUUUAUGGUAAGCUUUUGGACCUGUAUAAUAUUUAA